Colletotrichum costaricense is the source of this 1077-nucleotide messenger RNA. RefSeq lists its product as uncharacterized. The coding region runs from base 1 to 1077 and encodes 358 amino acids. Gene Ontology annotation, molecular function: zinc ion binding; oxidoreductase activity, acting on single donors with incorporation of molecular oxygen; ferrous iron binding. The transcript has a single exon. Lineage: Eukaryota; Fungi; Ascomycota; Sordariomycetes; Glomerellales; Glomerellaceae. The record is from RefSeq and is a predicted model, not a curated record.
AUGGCCUACAUGCUCUCGCCGACUCUCCGCGCCUUCCUCACAUCAGUGACGACAACUCUCAUACCCUCAACUUCCUCUCAAAUUACAGACUCACCAAAGAUGAAGAAACCGCGGAUGCCAGUCUACUUCUUCUCCCACGGCGGCGUAAGCAAACCCUCCCCGUCCCUCACUCUCAUCUCAUCACCUCGCCUCACUCUCACUCUCACCAUAUGCCUCACCCUCACCAUAUGCCUCACCCUCACCAUACAACCUCACCACCAAACUAACACCACAAAGCCAGACGUAAUGUACAACAAAGCCCACCCAGUCUACCCAACCCUCCAACACAUCGGCGCCGAAAUAACCUCCCUCGCCCCCACCGCAAUCCUAGUCUUCUCAGCCCACUGGCAAUCCCCCUCCCCCACCACCAUCUCAAUCAACGCCGCACCCGGCCCCGCCCCGCUAAUCUACGACUUCUCCGGCUUCCCCCUCCACUACUACUCAGCAACCUACCCGAACACCGGCUCCCCGCAGCUCGCAUCCCGCGUCUGCUCCCUCCUCUCCGCCUCCCACGGCAGCAACAUCUCCUGCGUGCCCACGACAGACCGCGGCCUAGACCACGGCGUGUGGGCAGGCUUCCACGUAGCCUUCAACCCUUCCACAAACCCCCUCAAGGUCCCGCUAGUCCAAGCAUCGCUCUUCCGCUCAGAGGACCCGGAUGCUCACUACCGCCUCGGCGCCGCCCUCUCCGCCCUACGCGACGAAGGCGUAGUUAUCAUUGGCGCGGGCAUGUCCGUUCACAAUCUCUACCACAUGAGCAACGAUCCGCGGCCGAUGCCGUACGCCGUCAGCUUCGACGACGCUCUCAAAGAGGCUGUCGAGGUCUCCAACGUCGCCGAGAGGCAGGACAAGAUGGCUCAGGUCUGCAGGCGGCCCGAUGCCAAGCAGGCUCAUCCGUACAUGGAUCAUCUCAUGCCCAUUCACGUGGCCGCCGGGGCUGCGGGGGACGGCCGCGGGAAGCAGCUGUGGACCAUGAAGGAAGGCAGCUUCGCGUGGGCUCAGUAUCGUUUUGGGGAUGUUCCGAAGUCCGUGACAUGA